GCCGCUGAUAUGCUCAUGUCGCGCGGGAAAGUGGCGCCUGCGCAGUAUCUCUACUCGCUCUCGCAGAGCCAGCCAGACGGCUGGGUGGCGCGCCUAGGAACCUUCGGGCGUCUGCAGGAGCUGGCUUUAUGGCGCAUUAGCUCGGGCGCGCUGGGCUGCGCCGCCGUGGCCGUCAAGCUGCUAGCUUCGCUGCUGCAGUGCGCCACCCGAGAUGAGGCCAUCUUCGACCCGAGCGUAAAGUUCACAUCACUCAGCACGAUGGAACUCUCUGAACUAUCAUCCAUAGCCGCUUCCAUCGGCUUAUGGGAUCUAGUGCCCAUAUUCAGCGUACACCGAGGACAACCCAACCUAAUGGUGACCGCGCUAAAGGCCCGCAGCGAACUGUGUAGAGGCGCCUUAGACUGCUUGCUUGGACAGAGAUGCCUUGUUCCGUUGCUGUUGGAAGAAAACGCACAGUGGCUGUUUGACUUCCUGAUUGAAAAGUGCAACAAGUUUGACACGAAGAUUUUGAAGCGCAUCUGUUUAUGGUUGAAUCCGUUACAAGACCAGCUGCGUCCAGUGAUCCGUGAUAUGAAGCAAGGAAUUAGUUCCAUUUAUACAACCAGAAUGCUGUAUCUAAUAGCGACAUUCAUGCACGUGGCCUCUGCUAUCGAGUCUCGGCACCCCUGCCCUGAUAUUCACUUAGCAAUCACUCAGACCGCUGAGACUUGGAAGCACCAGUUUGUUCCCCGAAGGGCCGUCAGUAGCGGCUUAGCCCAUUGGGCGGUGGUGGAUGAUGGCAACGCCAAGGUGAUGAUGACGAAUACGCCGGUGAAUACGGAGUUAAUCGGGAGGGUGAUCGAUGUGGCUUGCGGCAGACAUCACACGCUGGUGUUGACUGAGAAUGGCAUAUACUCAGCAGGGGAGAACUCCUUCGGUCAACUAGGCGUGGGCUCGGCUUGGGCGGGCGCCGUGGGCGACGCUGCAAAUUCUGCUGGGGCGUUGAUGCACGUGCCGUAUGAAUGGACUGCACCCCUGAUAUCAGUGGCCGCCGGGCACUACCAUUCUGCUGCUAUUGAUGCAGGAGGCCGACUUUAUAUGUGGGGAUGGGGCGUUCACGGCCAACUCGGUCUCGGUAGCAUUGACGAUGAAUGGAGCCCUAAAAUGGUAACCAGAUUUCAAGGAAGAAAGGUUCUUAGCGUCGGUUGUGGGGCCUGUCAUACGGUGAUGUUGAUGCGUAACGGCGAAGUUUGGGCGUGCGGCGCGGCCGUGUUUGGGCAACUGGGCUCGGGCAACCGGGAGAAGAGCUCCGUGCCGGUCCGAAUUACGUUCCCUGAUGCUAUUGACGCUAUAGCGGUCGGAUACUUCCAUAACUUGGCGUUAUCGUGCAAAGGGCAGCUAUACACGUGGGGAGCGAGCCCGCAGCAGGUGCGAGCGGCGCACGCGCGGCGCCAGGCCUCGCCGGCCCCCGACCCGCCGCGCGACCCGCACCUACUACCCGCGGUCGUGGAUACUGCCACUGUGCAGGGACACAUUGUGCGGUUGGCGGCAGGCUGGCAUCACUCAUGUAUUAUGAACAAUUUCGGCACUCUGUACUCUUGGGGCUUAAAUUUCGAUGGACAAUUAGGCAGUGGCGACCGUAAACAGGUGAACGUGCCGACUGAAGUGAAAAUUCGCAAUGAAAAUCAAACAGUUAAAAACGGCAGCUCCAAAACGCCCGACAUUGAGAACAAAGACUUCAAAACUAAGGCGUUGAUGGCUUGCGGCGGGGAUUUCACCAUAUACAUAGACGAAGAAGGUCGUAUAUACGCGACAGGAAAUACUCAUUUGCAAAUAAACAAUGAAAAAGAAAAAGGUACUAACCGCGUGAUAAUGAUGAAAACCACAAAACGCGUCAUCAAAAUACCCGCAAGCCGCAGCAACAACAAGUUCAUCUUCCAGCCCAUCGAUAGGAUCGACAUCAUGUUUCCUUUCGACCUCGAGGACUCGAAAAGAAAACCUAUCGAACCUCGGCAAAACCCACUUCGAUGCAUGAACGAUUUCAAGAAGAAGUCUUGGGCUGACGACAUAAUACUCCUCCUCAAACCUUGGAUCAACGACGAAACGUUGAACGGGAAUCUCAACAUGGCUGCCAAACUGGCUUAUCACAAUAAUAUUUACUCUGACUGUUUGUCUAUGCUCCUAGACGAUCUGAAAACGACGCCCCAAGACGACUGUCUCUAUCUCACUCACACUGAAGUUUUAGAUGAACAGGAAUUAGAUAAAGAUUCGUCACGAAAGAAAGACGAACUCAAGAUUAUCGUAACAAAUGUUAUGUCAAAGCGAAUCAAAGAAGUUUCAUUGACUAUUUUGAACGAGGAGCCUUAUCCUGAAAUAGAUCAGGCGGUCUGUCAGUCUUUGCCUUGUUGUUGCGAUGAACUCAAAUAUUUGCCCAAAGCUGUGACAAAAAGUUCCGUUAUGAACGUUGAACGAAACCUUUCUAUUCAAGCGGCAGAUAUAGUAGACAAAUGCAUGAGCAUUUUCCCAAUCGAUACUCAGCUGUGGGAAACAUGUUUCAGGAAUGCGAAGAAUUUUUUUAUAGACAACAACUUGUCUAUUCCAGAUUUGGAAUCAGUGCUGAAGAAAUAUAUGGAAUCUGAUGCCACUACUAUGGCAGCAGCUAUAAUGUACUCAAACGAUUGUGACCAGUACAGCGAGAUACUCUCGCCGAAGUUUUACUUGAACAUGUGCAGUCAAGUCCUGGACACUUGGGGUUGAAGUCACCAGUGUUCAGUGAAUGGAAAAGAAAUUUGAACCUUCGGGUUUUAAUCCAGUAUUGAUCAUUAUUAUAGAAAGCUAUUUUUGCAUAUUUAUGACAUAUCUUAACGAGGGAAAGCAAAGUGAAAGAAAUUGAAAUGUGUGAUAUUGCACACAAAUAGAUGAACGUUGAAAAUGUCGGAUUCAAUUCUGAAAACGGCGCCAGUGAAGCAGGGAUACACGUAGACUCUAAUAUUAUCGUAUUAAAACUCUUGCCUUGAUUAACAAUGCUCAUAGGUUUUUUGCUUUAGUAUUAUACUUUGUAGCUAGUUGCAAUUUUUUGUCCCAUUUACUAGUUGUGUAAAUCUUUGUUGUGAAUUCAUUGUUAGUGUUAUAUUUUUACAUACCCCAAUUUAUUUUAAUACUGAUGUAGUCAAUGUCCAUUGUUUUUAUGUAUAAGCUAUUAUGAAUUUAACCAUUGUUGUGACUCAUCAAGUAUACUAAAUACAUGUGUUCUCUCUUGCAUCUAGUCAUAGUUAUAGAAUUUUUUGAGACUUUUAUGUUGGCUUUAUCAACCUGUUAUUUUCUUAAUACCCAAUAACUAUUAUACCAUAUAACUCUAAUCAAAUUAAAUCAAUUAUUAUGCAUCCAUA
Molecule: messenger RNA, 3368 nt
Organism: Ostrinia nubilalis (European corn borer)
Lineage: Eukaryota; Metazoa; Arthropoda; Insecta; Lepidoptera; Crambidae
Exons: 12
Coding region: 10-2736 (908 amino acids)
Source: RefSeq, a predicted model, not a curated record